CAUGUUCUGCUAGCUAAGCUCUAUAUAGUGCAAAUGUAACGGUUGUUUAUAACAAAUCAGAAAACUUCACGUAUUCCUCCUAUCCUAUGGAACUGACAGAUUGUAAGCCUGCAUGUGCUCUCUGCUCUUCUUGUUUUUUUCCCCCCACAAAGUCCUCUUCUCUCUUUGUCUCCUUCUUACCCCAAUACUAAUCCUUUUCUUUCACCAAAAGUCAAGAGUUAAUUAAACACACUUAAUUUAAUACCUUUGAGAAUUUCAAUCCCGCUCCCCACCCCUAGGCCCCUCCCUUCUUCUUAUAUGUCCUCUUCACAAUAAUAUGCCUAAUACUCCCACAACUAGUACUAGUGAUUUUUAUUUGACUUACAUAAAGCUAAGAUUUUUCACAAAAGUCAGGCGGUUUCUUCAGCUUAAGGCAACAUCUGAAAAGCCAUUGAAACCUUUGAUUGUGAUUGAAGAAGAGGAAAAGGGAGAAAAGGGUGUAAUGGGAAAAGAGGGUAGUAAAGAUAAUGGGUGGAUAGUUAUGCAAAAAUCAGUGAAGAAACUUCAUUUUGGGAGCUGUGAUGAAAAAGAGGUGGCUGUAAAAGAGAUAAAGAAGUUGGCUAAAGAUGAUUUAAAGAGAAGGAAAUUGAUGGCGGAGCUGGGCGUAAUUCCACCGCUUGUGGCCAUGGUUGGUGGUUCUCAGGUGGUGCAGAGAUUGGCGGUGCAAGCAUUAGUUGAGCUUGCCAAUGGCUCUUUCACGAACAAGGCUCUGAUGGUGGAAGCAGGAAUCCUAUCAAAAUUACCCCAAAAAACAGACAACUUAGAUGGAAACACAAGGCAAGAAUUUGCAGAAUUGAUCUUGUCUAUAUCAUCAUUAGCCAACACCCAAUUCAAUAUGGAUUCCUCAAGAAUUAUUCCAUUUGUAGUCAGCAUUCUUGAUUCAUCAAAUUCAAGUGUUGAGACCAAAUGUACAUGUCUAGGGGCAUUGUACAAUAUAUCCUCUGUGCUGGAAAAUUCUGCCAGUUUGGCAACUAAUGGAAUAGUAACCACUCUAUUGAGAUUGUCUUCAUUGAAGGAAGUAUCAGAGAAAGCACUAGCCACAUUGGUGAAUCUUGUGGUUACCCUAAUGGGGAAGAAGGCGAUGGAGGAUAACCCGAGGGUUCCCGAGAGCUUAAUCGAGAUAAUGACAUGGGAAGAGAAGCCAAAAUGCCAAGAAUUAUCGGUAUACAUUUUGAUGAUUUUGGCUCACCAAAGUUCAAUUCAAAGGGAGAAAAUGGCCAGGGCUGGUAUAGUUCAAGUACUUCUUGAAGUGGCAUUGUUGGGUACCUCUUUGGCCCAAAAAAGAGCAAUGAAAUUGUUACAAUGGUUUAAGGAUGAAAGGCAGAGCAAAAUGGGACCUCAUUCAGGGCCACAAGUAGUAAGGAUGCCAAUUGAUUCACCACCAAUGAGUCCAAGAUCUGUUGAGGAAAGCAAGAAACUGAUGAAGAAAAUUGUGAAACAAAGCCUUUAUAAGAAUAUGGAGACAAUUACUAGUAGAGCCAAUGGUGGUAGUGAAACUUCAAGGCUAAAGUCCCUAGUUGUUAGCUCAAGCUCUAAGAGUUUGCCUUACUAAGAUAUUGAUCUUUUUAAGCAUUUGAUCAAAACUCAUCUUGCACUACUUGUGCAUUGUUCUGCAUGAAUUGUUCAUUUCUUUGUAUCAUAUGAAAAUAUUUGUCCUACAGAAAAAGAAUAAAAAGAGUGAUAGAAUAGCCAAACAACAAUAGUCUAAUGAUUCGUUCCAAUACGAAGAAGCACAUGUGGAUCCAGGAUUUGAAUUUUAUAGAUUUAAGUCGAGAUUCUAACACAA
Molecule: messenger RNA, 1825 nt
Organism: Lycium ferocissimum
Lineage: Eukaryota; Viridiplantae; Streptophyta; Magnoliopsida; Solanales; Solanaceae
Exons: 2
Coding region: 317-1591 (424 amino acids)
Molecular function (GO): protein binding
Source: RefSeq, a predicted model, not a curated record